AUGGACAUCGUUGCAAGGUGGCCUGGAUCGAGUCAUGAUUCCACAAUUUUUAAUAAUUCUAGAAUCUGUGCUAGAUUUGAAAAUGGAGAUUUUGGAAAUCAUCUCAUAGUUGCUGACAGUGGCUACCAAUGCAGGCGCUAUAUGUUGACCCCAUUACGUAAUUGUAACAAUCCUCAAGAAACAUUGUAUAACGAAUCUCAGAUUAGAACAAGAAAUUGUGUUGAACGCUCGUAUGGAGUAUGGAAAAGAAGGUUUCCUAUAUUAUCAACAGGAAUAAAAGUAAAACUAACAACAAUUCAGAGCAUCAUUGUUGCAACAGCUGUUCUGCACAACAUUUGCUGUACAAAUAACGAAGCUGAUCCUCCAGCGGCGGACAAUUCAAUUAAUGAAGCAAUGAAUAAUGGCUAUGAAAGUGAAAGAACUUCGAACUUUCAAAAUGAAAAUACAUCUGUGCGAAGUUCGCUUGUUAAUGACUAUUUCCGAAGUCUUUUAGGUUAA
Molecule: messenger RNA, 498 nt
Organism: Eupeodes corollae
Lineage: Eukaryota; Metazoa; Arthropoda; Insecta; Diptera; Syrphidae
Exons: 1
Coding region: 1-498 (165 amino acids)
Source: RefSeq, a predicted model, not a curated record